AUGGAUUUUAGAGCAAUUACUCCAGGCUUAGCGGUCACCCGAGCAGCGAGGCCCGGAGCCCCGCCGUGCCGGUGUCGCGGUGCCGGAGCGAGCGGAGCCGGCUGCCGGGCCCGGUGGUGCCGGUGUCGCGGUGCCGGAGCGAGCGGAGCCGGCUGCCGGGCCCGGUGGUGCCGGUGUCGCGGUGCCGGAGCGAGCGGAGCCGGCGGUGCCGGUGUCGCUGCAGGUCCCGGCGGGAGGAAGCCGAGCCGGCUGCCGGGCCCGGCGGUGCCGGUGUCGCGGUGCCGGAGCGAGCGGAGCCGGCUGCCGGGCCCGGCGGUGCCGGAGCGAGCGGAGCCGGCUGCCGGGCCUGGCGGUGCCGGAGCGAGCGGAGCCGGCUGCCGGGCCCGGCGGUGCCGGUGUCGCGGCGUGUCCCGGCGGGAGGAAGCGGAAGCCACCGCGGAUCCGCCGUUCCGCUUCGACACCCGGCUCCGCUCGCUCCGUGCCGGCCACGCCGCGCCUCGCCCGCCCGCCUCACCACACACCGAUCCGCGCCUUCCGAACCCUACCGACCCCCGCGCAACCCCGCUCCCUCCAUCCGCACCCGCACUGCCCUGCACCCUCACCGCGCCGCUCACUCGCUCGCUCGGUGCUGUCCCCGCGGGAGGCAGGGUCUCCGCAGAGGCCGCACGCCCCGCCGUGCCCCGCAGCGCCCCGAUCCCGCCGGGCCCGGCCGCUCGGCGCCGCCGGCACACGGGGCUCGCUGCUGCUGCUGCGGGCCUGAGCGGGAAGGCCGCGCCCGCCGCCGGCCCGCGCACCGCGCGUGCGCCCGCCGCGGCCGGCAGCUGCAGUACCGCCGGCGGCCGCGGGGGGCGCCGCAAAGCCGGCGGCGGCGGCCACGGGAAGGGGGCGGUGCGCGCGCCGCGGGUGACGUGGCUUCCGCCGCCAGCCGCGCUCCUCACGAGUUCUCCCGGAAUCGCCGGGAAGGAAAAAUCGUAUUUUAUAAGGAAAUCUGAAUUAUCUUCUUUUGAUGCUGGCGAGGCACUGGUUCUUUUAGUGCCGGCGAGGCGCUGGUUCAUCCUCGACCGGCGGCCUUUUGUGUAAAAGAGUGAGGCCAAUUCUGUGGCUCUGUGGAUAAAAGGUGAUUCCACUGCCUUUUCCCAGGAGAUGAGAGAUCCUCUUCUGGCAGCCAAACUGAGUGGGGCUUCAGCACGGUAGUCAAGUGCCAGUGAGAAAAGACUACUCAGAAAUUCCACUGUGUUUUGAUAAACAUCCUGUCUCAAGAGGUGGAAAAAUUGUGGGAGGCACAUGGGUGUAAAUUGCUCUAGUCUGAAAAGUGAGUGGAAGUAGGAGCAGAAUUAACAUUCAAUUGCCACAGCUGCCCUUGAAUAAAGUAUCUCGAAGUCCUUCAGAGAAACUUGUUUCUGGUGAACCCAGCUGGCAAUUAAAAUGGAAGUGCUGGAGUGAAGAAGGAACUGGGGAAAAGGACAGGUAGUGCAGCUCUGCAUUCUUGUUUUAUUAGUAUGU
Taeniopygia guttata (zebra finch) is the source of this 1503-nucleotide messenger RNA. NCBI's taxonomy places the organism in Eukaryota, Metazoa, Chordata, Aves, Passeriformes, Estrildidae. The record is from RefSeq and is a predicted model, not a curated record.